AGACACGGCCGGUGUUUAGCAGCAACUCGAAAUCCUCCCUUGGAGUUGUAUGCUGGUGAACGCGCCAGCACCCUCUUGAUGUCUCCUCUUUCGUCUCUUAGUUCCAAAUCUUUGCCGGGAACAACAGGCUACUAUACCGCUCUCGCUGUUCCACGUUGCCUCUGCUGAAACAGCUAGAAAUCAUCGGACUGGAACUCUCAAUUCUACCUUUGUUAAUCCAGCGUUACUCCACUAGUUCGAUGGACGGAAUUCAACCAAACACCUCUAGAAAUGAAGCUGGCCCCUUUUCUGUACCAUCGCUUGCAUUGAACGACAUAACUUUACCACUUGCAUCUGCUGUACCACAUAUUUCGAUACCUCGUCUAUCUCUUGGUCCAAAACCAAGCAAGCCUAAGCUUCGAAGACCCUCAACCGCAUCCUCGGCAGAGGACAAAUCUAUAUUACUACCUACAUCCUUUGUAUGUGAUCAAUUGUCUGUGGGAACGUCUUCGGACCAUUACAGGACGCCCUCGCCUGAGGGAGAAUCAACAUCUGUUAACGAGAAGCCAUCAAUAGAGGAAGUCAACAGGCGUGCGCAUGCCGCUGUAGCAGGGCUACGGGCAGAAGCCUCACGUCUUGCCAGUGCAGGCGAGCAUUGCUUUGCAAGAUUCCAGCUGAAGUGCAAUCUGACCAGUUAUAUCAUUUGUUGUGUAGUCGAUGUUCUUCCUUCACCUUUUGAUUCAUCUCCGUCGGAUGAACAGGUACCUCAGGGCAACACAGGUCACGAAAGGACAGAUGAACAGGUUGAUUAUGAUUGGGCGACUUUCAUUAAUGCGUAUGCACUUGGUCGAUGGGAUCCUCUCAGGACGCCACAGCCACCCCGGUCACACCUACAUGCAUCGCUGCCACCUUCUCGAUCUGUCCUCCACAGUAUUGUUAUCGAAAUUCCGGAGUCUUCAGAGCCAAUCUUCGAAUCACCGGUAACGAGUUUGGGGGAAUCGUGCUUGCGCGAGGAGACAUCCUCCGGAGUUCCCAGUGACUAUGAAGACGUGACUCGCGAUUCUGUAGAAGGAUUCACUCGGUCUGCACCACCGGCAUAUCACUUACCUCCCAUCCUUGCUUCGUCGACAACUAAAGCAUCAACCUCCACACUUCCAGACGGAGGUAUCUCGAAGCUAUCGGAUCGGCGCCCGCAUAUACUCCCAAUGAAUCUGGGUCCCUUCGCACAUCGCAUACGGAACUCAUGGGCUGAUAUACGGUCAUCGUCAAAUUCGGGAUCGAGCUCUUCUGGUGAAGUUCGGCUGCCCAAUGUGUCCAAUGCCGACGUUGCUACAUCGGCGGCUGCAAUUCGUUGGGCAGGUGCGCGGGUCUCUGUAGCACCCUUGGCGUUGCCUUCACCCGAGCAUGAACUGACAGAUCCAAUGCGUGGCGUCACUGCAACCAUUCCUGGCUCACAUCCGCCCGAUAUGUACGCACGACCAGAACCUCUGCCAUUGCAGUCACCGACAGGAGUGCGAAAGACUCGCUUGAGUAGUUUCUGGCAAGGGACGCAAGACGUGGAGGACAAACUGCCCACGAUACAGGCGAGUCCUGAUGAUUCUGCCUCGCAGUCAUCAUCAGAGCAAAGCAAGUCUUCGAGUCCGCCAUCCUCGAUUCCCUUCAUUGGUCCAUCUGUGGCACCUGCCACUGCACCCAUUCGCGGCUUCCCCGAGACCGAAGAUGAUGACUACUUUGGAAGUGUAGAUGGUCACAGGGCCGAGAGUGCUUCAUCCGUCACAAGCGAUCAACCAAGCUUCGGAAGCUCGAGCGCAAUACGACCAGACAUAGAUCUGAUGCGCCAGUCAUCCGCUCCACCCUUCGACGCUGAGCCGUCGACUGUCCCUGCUCUUUCUCGGCGGAUCUGUCUAACGCGACAAACUUCUGCUCCUGUGACUUCGCCUGCUCUAUACGAGCGACGCUUGCGGUUGACCCGGCCAGCAUCAGAUGGCUCUAUCGGGAUUCUACAAGGACGUGCUGCGAAGGAGGAGCAAAUGUACAAUGAGCUCGGAUACCUCGCUCCACCGAAUCCGCCAGAUGAGCUUGAACGCCGAAGGGCUCUAUACAAAUUCAACAUCUGGAAUACGGGCCACGACAUGAACUUCGAUCGGAUAGCACACCUUGUAAAACUGGUGUUCAGCACCCGAAUAGUGGUGAUUGCCCUUGUUGACGGCAAUGACGUCUUCUUCAAAUCUGAAUCUGGCCUUGGCAUGCAAAAUUUACCAAGAACUAGUUCAUUCGACGCCCAUACUAUCCUCCAAAGGGAUGAGGAGCCGACAGUAGUCCUAGAUGCACAGGAUGACUGGCGAUUUGCAAAGAAUCCCCUUACAAUUGGCGCACCUCACAUCAGAUUCUAUGCUGGUUGUCCACUGAGGACUCAGGAUGGGUUCAACAUUGGCACUCUUUCGAUUAUGGAUGAUACCCCCCGGCGCGAGUUUAGUCCCCGGCAACGGCAUACCCUGAAGGAGUUCGCGCAAGUAGCCAUGCGCGAGCUGGAGUUGUGGCGCGAUAAGAUCCAACUGCGUAUCAGGGAUAGGAUUCAGACUUCGAUGGAGCAGUUCACUCGCGAAUGUCUCGAAGUGGAUAAGGAUUCCAAAGGUGAAAAGAGUCAUGGUCUAUUCGUUGGAACAUCCAUGGAGCAGAUAUAUGAGCGUGCAGCAAGACUUGUGCAUCGAACGUUAGACCUCGAAGGUGCUGUUGUUAUGGACGUUUCACAUGUUGACGUGUUGGAGACUUUUGGAGCGGAAAGUUCAACCUCGAUCAGUAUACAUCAUGCCGAUCCGCAACUGGGGACUAUAACGAGGUCACUCUGUCAGGACGAACAUGCCAAACUACACGAAUUUUUUGCGAGACAUCCUGAUGGCAAGAUUUCGGAGGGUGUUGUUCCUGUUGGUUUGCGACCAUUUUUACCCUCGCGAAUCCAGUACGCUCUCACUGUGCCGAUCUUCAACAUCGACAAGCGUCCAUUCGCUGUGCUCUGCGCCUACAGCACCGGGGAACGUACCACGCCAUUCUUGGAGGGACACGAACUGUCGUAUCUUAGAGCGAUCGGGGUCAUCAUUCUUUCGGCUGUUCUCAAGCGUCGCAUGAUUCUGGCAGAUAAAGCCAAGAGCUUGUUCAUCUCAAAUAUCUCUCAUGAACUUCGAACACCUUUGCACGGGAUUCUCGCUUCUGCCGAGCUACUCUCCGAGACGCAACUAGACCAUAGUCAAGCGUCCUUCCUGCAAACUGUACAAGCGUGUGGUACUUCCUUAGUAGAAACCGUCAAUCAUGUUCUGGAUUUCACAAAGCUCAGUGGGAAUGCCAAAUCUGGCGGCGUUGAGAACAUUAUUCAUCGCAGCAAGGUCGAUAUAAUGCAACUGGUGGAAGAAGCAACCGAAGGAUGCUGGAUCGGGCACCGUGCAAGAAUGUUCACGUCUGAAAUCGGUAGCGUGUAUUCGCCACCUGACCGACAACCGUAUCAACCAGCCGCAGCGCAACCUACUGAAACUCCCAAGCAUGUCGAAACUGUCAUUGAUAUUGGUCACAAUAAAGAAGGAUGGAUAUACAAAUGCGAGAAAGGUGGCAUUCGCCGAGUUCUCAUGAAUCUCUUCGGGAAUAGUUUGAAGUUUACUUCGGAUGGUUACGUCCAUGUUAUGUUGCGGAAACUUCCACCGGGCUCUGAUCACAACACAGCUAACACUGUCAAGCUUGAGCUUUCAGUCAUUGACACUGGCAAGGGGAUCAGCCAGAACUUCCUGAAGAACCAACUGUUCCACCCAUUCUCCCAGGAAAACCCGCUGCAGACGGGUACCGGACUAGGCCUUGCUAUUGUCAACAGUAUAGUUCGGUCCAGCAGUGUUGACGGCAAGGUCGAUGUUUCGAGCGUGGAGGGUGUAGGGACUGAGAUCAGGGUAACCUUUACCGCAGAGCCCGUUGAAGAUUACGAAAGCGCGAACAACGAUGGAGAACUCUUGAAGCUGUAUGACACUCUCAGGCGCCCUACAAUAUCGCUUGUGGGGUUCAAUGAGUCACAUCGAGGAGAACGUUUGCUCCAGAACGUGCUGUCGUCAUAUCUUGUUUCGAGGUGGGGCUUUUCUGUCGCGCAAGGUCUGGACCUCGGGGAUAUCGUGAUCGUAAACGAAGACCACACCAUGGUAGCUCGGGCGGUUGAGGCGAAGGACGUCCGGCGACCUUACAUCAUCUUGUCGUCUGCACGUGGAGACCCCCGCUUGAUGAGCGUCGUCGCAGAUUACGAGCACAUAGGUGGCUUCUGCCGGAUUGCAUACAAACCUGUUGGGCCAUGUCGUCUAUAUUCGGUGCUCAAGCUUUGUCUACAUGCCCUGCAUAUCGCCGAAUCUUCUCAAUUGAAGUACACAUCCGAACCCUUGUCCGCUGGCCCUCCUCAUUCGAAUGGUCACGCUGUAAGCCCGGAUAUGGGUGAGCGAAGCCCCUUCUCAAACCCGUUGCCACGUCGGUUCUCGGAAGAGUCUGGACAUCCCAAUGCCGUGUUUCCCCGUCCUAGUCUUGGUCCCCGUGCCCUCACUGCACAUCCAGCUACGAGUUGGACGCAGCUGCCCUCUCAAGAGGAGCAGGAUGACGAAGAUGCAGAUCGAGAUUACACGUCGGAUUCAGGUGCGACAUCACAGAACUCUUCAAGUCCUACAGUUGCCGUUGGUACUGGAGGUACUCUCCUUAAGUCCUCGGUCGGUACAGGGAGCGCCAAGAACGGUGUUAGGGUGUUAGUAGUGGAGGACAACGCCAUCCUUCGGAAUCUCCUAAUCAAGUGGUUGAGAAACAAGGGAUAUGACUACCGUGAUGCCGCCGACGGUCUUGAUGGUGUUCGUGUCUUCGAGUCGGACGGCCGUUUCGACGUCGUGCUUCUAGACCUAUCAAUGCCUGUGUUGGAUGGCGUUGGGGCUACUGCUCAGAUGCGCAAUAUUGAAGCCUCUCGGCGUAAAGGCAAUACAAAUGUGAAUGGGCGCGACGCGCAGGCCGCUCGCAUACUCGCACUUACUGGCAUGUCUUCUCUCGAAGACAAGCGCCGGGCUUUCGAAGCCGGCGUCGAUGGAUAUUUGGUCAAGCCAGUUGCUUUCAAAACCUUGGAUGGCAUGUUCCACAAGCUUGGAUUCUCAUGACAACCGUGACGAUCUCCAAGGUCACUUCUGUGAUGUUGGUCGAUACACUCAAUCUGCACAUUUCACCUUACUAUGCUCGACUUCUCAAUCCUCAUCUCGUUACAUUGGUACAUACACUACAUAUCCCAAUGCCUCUUUACGGACGUUAGACCACGCUCAUAUGGUAUCUCCCCAUCGUUUUCUAAAUUACUCGCAUUCUGCUUGAUCCUCACUUCAUUCCGGUCCAGUUUCCACUCUCUUGUCUGAUCACUUCCUCCUCGUUGUUUAUUACCCAGUGUAGCGUUCUAGCGUUUUGAUAUCUUGCACUAUAUGUACUGUUAUAUAAUGGACCUUUCGCUUUCAAACUUCCUGUAAACCAUGAGUGCAAUAAGCCAGCUCUCGCUUAGUGGCG
Molecule: messenger RNA, 5523 nt
Organism: Somion occarium
Lineage: Eukaryota; Fungi; Basidiomycota; Agaricomycetes; Polyporales; Cerrenaceae
Source: the annotation of a GenBank genome assembly